GAAAUAAAUAUCCCAGUUCUUUCACAGUGGCUUCCUGCGCCCAGCUCAGUGGCUCAGUCUGGGGCCCCAGACAAUGCCCAAAGUUCUCCACACUCCUGCUCAAGCUCUCUCCAAGGCAGUUCAACUGAGUGCCAAGUCCAAGAACACCAAAACAGUUCACAGGUGCCAGUUGUGGCCAUCCUGGGCUCAGGUGGGGGUUUCCGAGCCAUGGUAGGAUUCUCCGGUGUGAGGAAGGCACUGUACGAAUCGGGAAUUUUGGAUUGUGCUACCUAUAUUGCCGGUCUUUCUGGCUCCACAUGGUACAUGUCAACCUUGUGUUCUCACCCUGAUUUCCCAGAGAAAGGGCCAAAGGAGAUUAAUGAAGAGCUAAUGAAAAAUGUUAGCUACAACCCUCUUUUACUUCUCACACCACAGAAAAGUGAAAGAUAUGUUGAGUCUUUAUGGAAGAAGAAAAGCUCUGGACAGCCCGUCACCUUUACUGUUAUCUUUGGGAUGCUAAUAGGAGAAACACGAAUUCAUAACAGAAUGAACACUACCUUGAGUAGUUUGAAGGAAAAAGUCAGCAGUGCCCAGUGUCCUUUACCUCUUUUCACCUGUCUCCAUGUUAAACCUGACGUUUCGGAGCUGAUGUUUGCAGAUUGGGUUGAAUUUAGUCCAUAUGAAAUCGGCAUGGCUAAAUAUGGUACUUUUAUGGCUUCUGACUUAUUUGGAAGCCAAUUUUUUAUGGGAACAGUAGUGAAGAAAUACGAAGAAAACCCCUUGCAUUUCUUAAUGGGUGUCUGGGGCAGUGCUUUUUCUAUAUUGUUCAACAGAGUCUUGGGAGUUUCCAGUUCACAAAAUAAAGGUUCCACAAUGGAGGAAGAACUAGAAAAUAUUACAGCAAAGCACAUUGUGAGUAAUGACAGCUCAGAUAGUGAUGAUGAAUCACAAGAACCCAAAGGCACUGAGAAUGAAGACGCUGAAAGAGAAUAUCAAAAUGAUAAUCAAGCAAGUUGGGUCCAUCGUAUGAUAAUGGCCUUGGUGAGUGAUUCCGCUUUAUUCAACACCAGAGAAGGACAUGCUGGGAAGGUGCACAACUUCAUGCUGGGCUUGAAUCUCAAUUCACCUUAUCUGCUGUCUCCUUUCAAAGACUUUACCACACAGGAAUCUUUCGAUGAAGAUGAACUGGACACAGCUGUAGCAGAUCCUGAUGAAUUUGAAUGAAUAUAUGAGCCUCUGGAUGUCAAAAGUAAGAAGAUUCAUGUAGUAGACAGUGGGCUCACAUUUAACCUGUCCUAUCCCUUGAUACUGAGACCUCAGAGAGGGGUGGAUCUUAUCAUCUCCUUCGACUUCUCUGCAAGGCCAAGCGAUUCCAGUCCUCCCUUCAAGGAACUUCUACUUGUAGAAAAGUGGGCUAAAAUGAACAAGCUCCCCUUUCCAAAGAUUGAUCCUAAUGUGUUUGAUCGGGAAGGACUGAAGGAGUGCUAUGUCUUUAAACCCAAGAAUCCUGAUGUGGAGAAAAACUGCCCAACUGUCAUCCAUUUUGUUCUGGCCAACAUCAACUUCAGAAAGUACAAGGCUCCAGGUGUUCCAAGAGAAACUGAGGAAGAGAAAGAAAUAGCUGACUUUGAUAUUUUUGAUGACCCUGAAUCACCAUUUUCCACCUUCAAUUUUCAAUAUCCAAAUCAAGCAUUCAAGAGGCUGCAUAAUCUUAUGUAUUUCAAUACCCUGAACAACAUUGAUGUGAUAAAAGAUGCCAUGGUCGAAAGCAUUGACUAUAGAAGGCAGAAUCCAUCUCGCUGCUCUGUUUCUCUCAGUAAUGUGGAGGCAAGAAGGUUUUUCAACAAGGAGUUUCUAAAUAAACCCACAACAUAGCUUGUGUACUGGAAAGGGCAGCAGUUUGUGACACUGAGGCAGUUUGAAAUUCUAACAACUGGAUUUAAAAGCACAGAACAGAUAGUUGUACUGAGAUACUUGUACUUGUUUAUAAGAAAUGGGCAGAUAACUCAAAGUUGCAGUUAUUUAGCUGCAUGAGAAUAAUGCAAUAAUUAUUACCGUGUUAGG
This is a messenger RNA of Nycticebus coucang (slow loris), 2043 nucleotides long. RefSeq names its product cytosolic phospholipase A2-like. Gene Ontology annotation, molecular function: calcium ion binding; calcium-dependent phospholipid binding. The transcript has a single exon. Gene Ontology annotation, cellular component: Golgi apparatus; endoplasmic reticulum; cytosol. Lineage: Eukaryota; Metazoa; Chordata; Mammalia; Primates; Lorisidae. The record is from RefSeq and is a predicted model, not a curated record. The annotation marks the transcript as partial. Gene Ontology annotation, biological process: glycerophospholipid catabolic process.